Messenger RNA from Pseudogymnoascus destructans, 774 nucleotides. RefSeq lists its product as uncharacterized. NCBI's taxonomy places the organism in Eukaryota, Fungi, Ascomycota, Leotiomycetes, Thelebolales, Thelebolaceae. Bases 1 to 774 code for a protein of 257 amino acids. The transcript has a single exon. The record is from RefSeq and is a predicted model, not a curated record.
AUGUCGGCGGGGCCUUGGAACCAGUCGACUUCGAAGGCCUCUGGAGUGAGCUACAGUGGUCUCGGUGCGCCUUACUUCUCACAAGGGUCUCACAGGACACCCGAUUCUUCCACUCCAGUUGCCAGCGAACCUCCAGUGGUUCCACCAAAGGUUCUAGAGUCUGACCGAGCUCCAGCGGCAGGAAGCAAAUACCCUGGCCAGACAUACAGUCAUUCAUCGUCGGUGCCGCAUAACGAUGCAGGUGAAGUUAUCUGUUCCAGACUUGGUAUCCUAUAUUUUUCAGAUUCCGACAAGGAGGAUGUCAUAACGAAUCUCCAAAACUUGGCCCGCAUGUAUCCGGAUGUUACUCUAUCUCAACUCGUAGAUCCUAACAUGGAACUUCCACGAGCAAAAGUACCCAACCAACGAAGCUCUUCGCAGGUACCUUCUGACCAAGAGUGCGAGCGCAAUGCUCCUGAUAGCAGCCCCCCUCCAGCCUCUGCAAUAUCAGCAGAUGCAAGCCUCCUCAUUGCUUUCGUUGCUUAUUCCCGGGUACCUCAACCAACACACAGAACCUACUCAUCCCCCGUUGCUGGUCCAAACCCUAGUUUCGGUGCGCCAUCUCCCAGCUCUACAUUUGAUUACCAAAGACGUCUCCAUUCAAAGUCCAAUGCGUCGAUUACUUCCACAGCCAUUCAAACGUCACAUGAUAGGACACACUCUUCAAGCAUUAGCUCGAGGCGCAAGACUCCAUUGGCACGCAGACGUAUUCACCCCAGACGAGGUCUGAACUAG